Molecule: messenger RNA, 797 nt
Organism: Eucalyptus grandis
Lineage: Eukaryota; Viridiplantae; Streptophyta; Magnoliopsida; Myrtales; Myrtaceae
Product: non-symbiotic hemoglobin 2
Exons: 4
Coding region: 35-514 (159 amino acids)
Molecular function (GO): heme binding; oxygen binding
Source: RefSeq, a predicted model, not a curated record
AGCGAGCGAGCGAGAGGGAGAGAGAGAGAGAGAGAUGGCGUUGACAGAGAAGCAAGAAGUGCUGGUGAAGGAGUCAUGGGAGAUCCUGAAGCAGAACAUACCUGAAUACAGCAUCCGUCUCUUCCUGCGGAUAAUGGAAGUUGCCCCGCAAGCCAAGAACAUGUUCUCCUUCCUCAGAGAUUCGGACGAGAUCCCCCAGAACAACCCCAAGCUCCAAGCUCAUGCCGUGAAGGUCUUCAAGCUGACGUGCGAAUCAGUUAUUCAACUCCGGGAAUGCGGCGCGGUUGCGAUCGCAGGUUCGACCAUGAAGCACUUGGGCUCCGUUCACCUGAAGAUUGGAGUCACCGAUCGCCAGUUCGACGUGGUGAGAGACGCGCUGCUGAGAACGAUCGAAGAGGCGGUGGGAGAGAAGUGGAGCGAGGAGAUGGAGGGUGCAUGGGGCGCAGGCUAUGACCAGUUGGCUGCAGCCAUCCAGGCAGAAAUGAAGGACGACGCAGUUCCGACCGCUAAUUAACCGUUCGGUUUUUUAUUAAGUUCACUGUCGGUCGUUUAUCGUAAGUAUAUGAUCCUUUCAAGGUAUGGAGUGCGCAUGAGAGAGAGAGAGAGAGAGAGAGAGAGAGAGAGAGAGAGAGAGAGAGAGAGAUUUGAUAUGGUUUUCUGUGUGAUGCCCUUGUGAAAUAUGGAAAAAUGGAUUUGUAGUGGAUUGAGAAUAAUAGUGGGAUCAUCUCUUUUCAUCUUUGGUGUUAUGAUUAUUUAAGAUGAAAAAUGAAAAGUCAAAUGAACCCUACUACUAUGAA